Molecule: messenger RNA, 5658 nt
Organism: Mytilus californianus (California mussel)
Lineage: Eukaryota; Metazoa; Mollusca; Bivalvia; Mytilida; Mytilidae
Product: leukocyte receptor cluster member 8 homolog
Exons: 16
Coding region: 92-2557 (821 amino acids)
Cellular component (GO): nucleus
Source: RefSeq, a predicted model, not a curated record
UUUCCGUUAUUGCUAUAGAAAGAGGGAGAUUGACGACAAUUCAUAUUGUGCAAGAAAGUCAAGAUUUUCAGCCUGUUAACACAAAGCCUUAAUGGCAACAUUUACCAAUAGCAGCCAACCUCCAACAUGGGGUCAACCUGCAUCUAGUUUUAUGAAUCCAGAAUGGGAAAAAGCAAGACAAGCAUUAGAAAAAGUACAGUCAAUAACAAAAAGUCCAACAAAACCAGUGCAAAGUAAUCCAAAUCAAGUUCAACAACCAUCGCCAGCUGAUAUGUAUUAUCAACAAUAUAUGUAUUAUACACAGUAUAUGCCACCAAACCCAAACAUGGGAAUGGGUGGAGCACCAAGACCGAUGGGAAUAGGUGGACCACAAGGACCAAUGGGAAUGGGUGGUCCUGCUAGAAUGAAUGGACCAUCAUUUACAAACUUCAGUCAGCCUCCACCUCCACCACCAGAAGAAAAUGACAGUCCAGUCAAAAAUGGUACUAAUGAAGAAUCCUUUGGUGAAUAUACUCCCAACCAGAGACCUGGUGAUUCACAAAAUAAUCAUCCAAUUAACAAUCCUAGGGGACAACAGAUGCAAGGACCACGCUUCCAAAAUAGACCAAGGCAACCUCUAGGACCAGGUGGAAUAAGAUUUAGUUUACCAAAGAAAAACAGAGGAAGAGGAGCCCAAAAUAUGAACCAAAGAUAUCAGUCCCCAAGGGGACCAAGACCAAACUUUGAUUGGCAAAAUAAACGUGGCAAGUCCCCGUCACAGCAACAAAAUGACCGGUCUCAAUCAAGAGGAGGAAUGGGAGGGCCUGGUUCAUAUCGACAGGACUCUGGAGAGAUUAGUACCAGAAGAGACGAGGCUGAUGAUGUUUUUGAUUCUAGAUCUAAACAGCCAAUCAAUAGUGAGAAAGCAGCAGUAGCAGCACAAGGAGAAUGGCCACCAAGUUUAAGGGAUUAUGUUCAGAGAGCCUUCUCCAGUGUUUCAGAUACAGAUGAGAAGGAUAAGAUGGAGACGGUCCUGAAGGAACUGUUAACUGAUGUCUUUAGUACUGGUAAAGCUUGGUCCACAGACUGGAGUAGAGAACCACUUCCUUUAGGUAAAAAAGACUCAUCAUCACCUCCCAAGUACAGUGACAUGUUUCAAAGGAAAGGGUCUUGGGAAAAUAAAAGGGGGAGCCCAUGGGAAAAUAAAAGGGGAAGAGGGAGGGGGGUUAGAAAAUCAAGCAACUUCCAGGCAGGUGGUAAAAGCUUAUAUUCAAAAGAUAGAGUACCUACAUAUAGGUCAAGGUCAUAUUCAAGUGACAGUUCUAGUUCACGCUCCAGUUAUUCUAAAUAUAGUUAUCCAAGUUCGAGAUCACGGUCUAGGUCACGAUCCAGAUCAAAGUCACCACGACGAAGAGAUGACAGACGUUUAAACAGGCGUAGAAGACGUGACAGCAGUGAAAGUUCAGCCAUCUCAAAGAGAUUAGAGAGCAAAUCAACACCCAGUAAAGAAAAUCGAUUCACAAGAGGUCGUGGAAACAGAAGAGGUAGGGGUGGAAGAGAUACACCAGGAAAAGGCCGAGGAAAUACAAACAAAAAAUCACCAACUGAAACUGGAGGAGGAAAACAACUUAAAAGGAAAGGAAAAAACCAAAUAUUUUUUGAAGAGGAAGAUGAUCCAGAAAAAGAAGCCAGAUUAAACAAAAGGGCUGCAAGAUUUAGCAGUCAUUUACAGAGUAAUAAAAAAGCAAGACAGACUCUAACACUGUCUAUAAACAAUUAUACAAAUUCAUCGGAUGAGGACGUAGAAGAUAUUCACAACUUUAAUAUUGUAGGAACUUGUCAAGAUUUAGAGAAAAGAUACUUACGCUUGACUAGUGCUCCUACAUCAGAUCAGGUAAGACCAGUACAGAUUUUAAAGAAGUCCUUAAAGAUGGUACAGGAAGAUUGGAAGGAGAAACAUGAUUACCACUAUGCCUGUGAACAGCUCAAAUCCAUCAGACAGGAUCUAACUGUUCAAGGUAUCAGAAAUGAUUUAACAGUGAUGGUCUAUGAAACACAUGCUAGAAUAGCAAUGGAAAAGGGAGACCAUGAAGAGUUUAACCAAUGUCAGACACAGUUAAAGUUGUUAUACCAUGAUGAUGUCUCCAAGGGAAACAGAUUAGAGUUUACAGCAUACAGAAUAUUAUAUUAUUUGUUUACUUCUAAUACGCUUGAUAUGACAACAGUGUUAGCUAGUCUAACACCAGAGUGUAGACAGGACGAAUGUGUCCUCCAUGCCUUAGCAGUCAGGUCUGCGUUGGCUUUAUGUAGUUAUCAUAGAUUUUUUAAACUUUAUAGAAUUGCACCAAAAAUGUCAGGUUACUUAUUGGAUUGGUUCACAGAUCGAGUUAGAUUUACAGCCCUGAAAACCAUAGUCAAAUCAUAUCGUCCCACGGUGUCGAUCAGUGUUGUACAGACUGAAUUAGGGUUCUCCAACCUUGAUGAUUGUUUACAGUUCCUAAAGGACAAGGGGGCAGUUUUAUCAGAGGACUCUUCAAUAUUGGAUUGCAAAUCUAGUUCUAAUAUUAUUUCAUCUUGAAGGACCUUAUCUAGUAGUGCAAUUCUUGAAAUGAUCUCAGUUAGUCCAAGGAUUUAUAGGGAAGAGUGGGAUUCCGCCAUUUAUGUGGGAAUUAGGUCAGAGUAGGUACACCCUUGGUCUUGCCAGCAUGUUCAAUAGAAAGCUUAAGAAAUUAUGCAAAAAUUUACUGCAAAGGAAGUUUUCAAAUAAUGAAGGUGCUGUUCAAGAGACAUUGUAAUUUCAUCAUGCUCAGCAACAAAAACAUUGACAUUGUUGAAAUCGUGUGUGUGUUUGUCUUGUGUGUAAAAAAUUUGUUACCUUAUUUGUAUAUGGACGGUUAUGAAGAAUUAUCAUCAAUUUGUUGUUAUUUGGAUUAGUAUAGGUGAAAUAAUCAUGACUUUCAGUUACCAGUAAUAUCCAUCAUUCAGAUGUAGUUGUUCAUUUUCAAUUUCCAUGGUUGGUAUUUGGUUCAUCAACUUAGUUUAAAUGUUUAGAAAGACGCAACAUCUUAAAGAAGCACAGCAGUCCUAGCUUACCACAAAAUCAACAAACAUCAAUAUAGAAAAUAUCCUCAUCCAAGGCGAUAAGACAUGUCCAUAAAACGCUUUCACCAGUAAGGUAUUGAGUCAAAUGUUGUUACUGCAGAGUGAUCAUUUCCAUCAGUCGCAUCAUCUUUUACAGUAUCAUUCAGCAUAUAUUGUGUUAGGUUUAUUCACGACCGAUCAAGGGUAGAAUUUAAUUCCAUUAGGUCUGAGUUGAAUUUUAUAUCACCCUUUACCAGCUUAUUGAGAGAAGUCCCUGCAACCCACUUGUUUAAGUUUCAAUCUACAUUUUCCAAGUACCUGCAAAAGCCAUAAUUUUCACAACAUAUAUUUCAAACCAGUUAUUCUGUCUUUGCCUAACACAAACAUGCAACAACAGUUCUAAUCCAUUGGACUGUAAUAGGAAGAAGCCAUUCCAUUUGCCACUGUUAGCUGUUGCCAGGCAACCAUAGCUCACAACCUUUACCAUUGGAAGAUAUCAGCAAUGUAUUACAAUUGCCACCGUCAGUAGAUAACAGUCAAUACUCCACAAUCUCAACCGUCACCAAGCAGCAGUAAUGUAUCACAAUCUCUACCGUUACCAGUCAUUAAGAAGGCGUAAUGAUUGCAACCGUCAGUAGAUUACCGUAAUAUACCACAAAUUGAUCGUUACCAGACAGCAGCAAUACGUCAUGAUCAAGACUGUUACCAGUCUUUAUCAAUUUCUAUUGAUAGCAACCGUCAGCAGAUAACAGCAAUAUUCCGUUACCUGACCUUUACCAGACAACAGCAAUACAUCAUGAUCGCGACCGUUACCAGUCUUAAGAAAUUCCAUAUAAUAGCAAUCGUCAGUAGAUAACUGUAAUAUUUGCGACUUGACCGUUACCGAACAGCAGUAAUACAUCACAAUCGCGGCCGUCUACAGUCUUUAUCAAUUUCUAAUGAUAGCAACCGUCAGUAGAUAACAGCAAUAUUCCGUCACCUGAUGUUACAAGACAACAGUAAUACAUCAUGAUCGCGACCGUUACCAGUCUUACGCAAUUCCUUAUAAUAGCAUCCGUCAGUAGAUAAUAGCAAUAUUUCGUUACCAGUCGUAAGCAAUUCCUUAAAUUGCAAACAUUAAUAGAUAACGGUAAAAUUACACCACCAGACUGUUCCAGACAACAGAAAUACAUCACAAUCGCAGCCGUUACCAGUCUUUUGCAAUUCCUUAUGAUAGCAACCGUUGGUAGAAAACAGCAAUAUUCUAUCACCUAACCGUUCCAAACAGCAGUCAUACAUCAUAAUCGCUACCGUUACCACUCUUAUAAGGAAUUGCAACCGUCAGUAGAUAGCAGUAAAAUUCCACCACCCGACCGUUACCAGACAGCAGUGAUACAUCACAAUGGCGACCUUUACCUGGCAAUUGUAAUACAUCUCCAUUGCACCGUAACUGAAGGGCCAAUUAAUACCAUGAUGUAUCAUGAGAGUUUCUACCGUUAGCUGUUAUUGUUUCCAUUGAUUCAGCUUUAGCCUGUAGUAUCUGAAGAUGAAAGUUACUGGUUGACAUCUAUAGAUACUACUUUAAUCUCUGUUACAACUGGUAUUUUCACUUCCAGAAAAUAUUUAAUCCCGUAGAUGACUCCAGAAGUAUUAUCAAGCCUUCACGUCAGUAUGGACAUGUCUUAAUUCACAUCCCGUCUUUACCUGUGGAUGAAAGUCAACACUACAGAUACAUCAUGAGAAGAAGUAAGUUUGAAUAGCAGACCAGCAAGAAGGCUGUCAGCUUGAAAUGGUGGAGUUUGGCACUAAUAUCAUCAUUUAUUUUUUUAUUGGCAUGUUUGGUAAUCAGUUAUCUUUAAUUACAUGAUCUUUGGAUUACAGCCGAGCUAGAUUAUAUUCAGCAGUCUUUUCCUGUAGAUGACGACAUUUCUUUUCCAUGUUUAAGAUCUAAACAUGGGGGAUAAAUGUGGCCAUCCAGUUUACCAGUGAGAUUGUCAACUUCUUAUUGUACAUGAACAUUGCUAGACCAGAAGUAAUCAGUAUGGUCUUGAAGCACAAGUCAGUACUGUGGAUCAGUAUUUUAAACAUUAAAACUAUCUGCCAAUAAUUGUAGUAGAUGACUGUUCGAUAUUUGUCUUGGAACUUUGUCUUGUGUUUAGAAAAUGUUUGUAAUACAAGCUAGAUGUCCUGGACAAUUUUCACGAAGACGUAUCUGUUUAGCCUCAAAGGACAUGUUUCAGAUUUGUUUCCUGGAAGUUUUUCUCAGUCUAUAUGUUUAUGUCAUGUCCUGGACUAAUUUUUAACUAUCAAAUGAACUUUAUUUUUGUCAAAACACCAAAUUUUUACUUCUAUUUAUUUCAACAGUAUGAGAUAGAUUCAAAGUAUUUAUUCUUCUAUUCCAUUUGGGACAUUUUAAAUAGUAUUAUUCUUACAACAAAUGUAGCACUUAAAAAUGUUAGACUUGAAGUGAUGUUGAACAUCGUUUGUGAUAUUAACAGCAGGCUGUGAUCACAAUGUACAUGUAUUAAUCCAUUUCUCUUUUUUCAGAUGUAAAAUAUUGUCACAUCUUCAUUCAAAUAUAAUAUGUUUUCAUUAUGAUAUAAUGAUGUACAAAGCAAA